AUGUUUUCCUCAUCGAAUGGAAAACAUUCAUUAGAUCUACGAAACUUCAUAGAAACAGAGAAUGAAAUUAUCUCAGAAAAGAUCGAGAAGACAUUGGCAUCGGUUGAUGAACUUGCUCACGAUCAAAAUUGGCUAACUGAACAAAUUUUAUUAUUAAUUGUUCAAUGGUCAACAGGUAUUACAACAACAAUAGUAGAACAAGAUGUUGUAAAGAAAGCCGGCCAAAUUAAACGCAGUUGGAACGUCAAAGCUGAAGAAGCACAGCUUACUCAAACAGUUCAUGCUUCAAUAGCAAGAAUAGGAUAUUAUGAUACAACUGGAGCAUAUGCAUUAUCUCUUGUACAACAGAAGAAUGACAGCCAACUUACACUAGCUCUUCAUUCAGCUUUUUAUCCAUUUGUUGAAAAAUUCCUUACCCCAGGUCAUCGCGUUCAUAUUGCUAACGCACGUUUUUCUAAUCACGUUAUUGUUCCAAACCAGCUUAUGAUUAUCGAUUUAAAGCGUACGAAAGAAGAAAUCAACUUCAUUAUGUCAGAAACUAGUAAUUUUUCGCUCUCAAAGAUAUCACUUGAUACUCCGUUACCAGGCUCUUUGCUUUUAAGAGUCUUAGAAGCGGUUUCUGACGGAGUUUCAGUUACAGAUGGGUCUACUCCAUUUCCAUACAAACUAAUACUUGACGAAGAACGACAAGCCUUAAAACUCCUCCUCCGAUUCAACGAUGUCAUCAUUUUAUACAGACCAGACGCCAUGCAAUCCGAAACAGGCGGUUUUUGUCUUUAUUUCGGACCAAACACCUUAAUAUUCAGAGUUCCAGCAUUAGGUGAUAGUAAAAUGUCUCAAUUAACUCAACGAUCUACGACUUUAGCUCAAGAUGGUCUUCUUUUCAGAAACUCAACUAACUGUCGAUCAAUACACGGGUCUGUCAUAAAAGUAUCCCAUUUUAUUACUAGUGGUGUUUGGUCUAGCACUUGUUUAGAGAUAAAUUCCAAAGAAUACGGAAUUUCACAUGUUUGGGCCACAAUAACUAAUAUUCCUCCACAUCUGCAAACAGAGAUUGUUAAAGUUAAGACAAACCAUUACAUUUACGCAUUCGGUCUGUCUAAACGAGAAAAUGCUCUCGAUUUCACUCCCGAAUCCACACUUUUCGACACAUCUUGCUUACCUGGCUUAUUGUCAUCCGACAUUGUCCCAGUUAGACCUAUUUCUUUUCUCAAUCGGUACAUUACACAAAUUGUUAGGGCAAUAAUCGUCGAAGUGACAUGUGAACUGAAACACUCUCACAAAGUAUGUGGCACAGUUUUAUGUGGUGAUUCAUGUUGUUACUGCAAUUCUCAUAUCUCAGCAUCCGAGUCAUAUGCAUCAUUGCUUGUUACUAUGACUCUUGACGACGGCACGGGCGAUUGUGUCGAAGUUAUGUGCACAGUAGACAAGAUUCCAUCAUGGGGUGUCACAUCCGGUGGAUGGAAUGCUAUGACUAAGGAUAAUCGAAAGAAAAGCAUCAAUAGAUUGAUCGGGAACGAAUUUUUAUUCUCAUUAAGUCUCUCAAACGAAACAGAAUUUGGCGGAUACACGGAAACACCAGUUUGGCGCGUCGACAUGUGCUUAUCUCCUGUUGGAGACACACAACGACAUAUUAAGAGAAUGAUUAAUGUUCUGAAAAAAGAUUUAUAA
Messenger RNA from Trichomonas vaginalis G3, 1671 nucleotides. RefSeq names its product nucleic acid-binding proteins superfamily. The coding region runs from base 1 to 1671 and encodes 556 amino acids. The record is from RefSeq and is a predicted model, not a curated record. The transcript has a single exon. NCBI's taxonomy places the organism in Eukaryota, Parabasalia, Trichomonadida, Trichomonadidae.